CUUCUCCUGGUUCUGCAGCCGGAGGAGGAGGAGGAGGAGAAGGAGAGGUCAGAUGGUUUGGGCGAAGAUGGCGGCUCGCAGCGCCGGCGAGGCCUUCGCCUUUUGUUCCGGCCCAGGAGCCCCGCGCAGAGCCCUCGAGGUCCGCUUCAUCAGCAGCGCCAAGGGGAAAGGGCUCUUUGCAACCCGGAAUAUCCAGAAAGGGGAAACGAUUUUUGUCGAGAAGCCGGUGGUGGCAGCCCAGUUCCUCUGGAACGCCCUUUAUAAAUACAGAGCUUGUGACCACUGUUUGCGAGCGCUGGAGACGGCAGAAGAAAAUGCUCAACGGCUGCUUGGGAGAUUUCAAGUCCUGCCUCAUCCAGAGCAGUGUGGCAUCCGGAAAGACCUCCACCAGCAUUGUCCCAGCUGCCAGGUGACGUAUUGCAGUGCAGAGUGCCGGCAAGCUGCAUGGGAACAGUACCACCAAGUUUUGUGCCUGGGACCCUCUGGCCAGGAUCCCAACCACCCGCUCAACAAACUGCAAGAGGCAUGGAGAAACAUCCAUUACCCACCUGAGACUUCAAGCAUCAUGCUGAUGGCCCGGAUGGUUGCGACCAUCAAACAGGCUAAGGACAAAGACUGGUGGAUCAAACUCUUUGCUCAGUUCUGCAGCAAAACAGCCAACGAAGAAGAGGAAAUCGUCCACAAGCUCUUGGGAGACAAGUUUAAGGGCCAGCUGGAAGUCCUGCGUGUGCUUUUCACGGAAGCCCUUUAUGAUGACCAUGUUGGCAGGUGGUUUUCUCCUGAAGGCUUCCGGUCGCUGUUUGCCCUGGUAGGUACCAAUGGCCAAGGGAUAGGAACCAGCUCUCUGAGCCAGUGGGUCCAUGCCUGUGAUGCCUUAGAGCUUCCUCCACGGGAGCGGGAGCAGUUAGAUGCCUUCAUAGACCAGCUCUACAAGGACAUUGAGAAAGAGACAGGGGAAUUCCUGAAUUGCGAAGGGUCUGGUCUCUAUGUAUUGCAGAGCUGCUGUAACCACAGUUGCAUCCCUAAUGCUGAGACCUCAUUCCCAGAGAACAAUUUCCUCCUGCACUUGACAGCUUUGGAAGACAUCAGGCCAGGAGAGGAGAUCUGUAUCAGCUACUUAGACUGUUGCCAACGGGAGCGGAGUCGGCACAGCCGACACAAGACGCUCCGGGAAAACUACCUGUUUGUUUGCUCCUGCCCCAAGUGCCUGGCUCAAACCGACGAUCCAGAUGUGACCUCAGAAGAGGAAGAGGAGGAGGAGGAAGAGGAAGAAGCCGAAGGGGAACCGGAGGAUGCAGAGCUGGAGGAUGAGAUGACGGACGUUUGAUCGCCAGGGGCCCAGAAAGCAGGGCUGGAUGGGGCCCUUCUCAGAAGGCUGUUGUGAUGUGCAUUUCGGAAGGAGGGUCUUGAACCCGUGCCAGGUUGAGCUGGCAAUGGAGGGAAGGUCUGAGAUUUCACAGAGACCUGUUUGAGAGCUUGAACCCUUCAUCUGAUCAAGUUCAAAAGCAAGGGCUGGGGUUUUCACAUUUGCCGCAUGGGAUUCCACCCCCCAAUGCAACAUGCUGUGAUGUGAGAAAGAAUGCACCCCCCCCGCCAGUUUCCCCCUACAUCCCUGGUACAGUAAAUGAUUUGUAA
This is a messenger RNA of Sceloporus undulatus (fence lizard), 1635 nucleotides long. It is a transcript of the gene SMYD5, whose product is annotated as SMYD family member 5. Bases 53 to 1327 code for a protein of 424 amino acids. The record is from RefSeq and is a predicted model, not a curated record. The transcript has 13 exons. Gene Ontology annotation, molecular function: histone H4K20 methyltransferase activity; protein binding. Lineage: Eukaryota; Metazoa; Chordata; Lepidosauria; Squamata; Phrynosomatidae.